AUGAGUCAACUUACGUUACCAGAGAAAAUUAGAGUACUUGGGUGUGCAUGUUUUUAUGAAUGUAUCAAUUUAAAUAAAUUGCUAAUUCCCCAAAACACAGAGAAAAUAGAAAAAGGGUGUUUCAGUUUUUGUCACAAUUUGAAAACAAUUCAAAUUCCAUCAAAUGUGACAAAAAUAGGAAAAGAAUGUUUUUGUGAAUGUUGCAAUUUGUCUUCAGUAACUUUGUCCACAAGUGUCACAAAAAUUGGGAAAAGCAGUUUUUAUGGAUGUAUCAAUUUGGUAUCAAUUAACAUCCCAACUUCCGUUUUACAACUUGAAGACGCUUGUUUCUAUGGCUGUUCUAAAUUGAGUGUCAUCGACAUCCCUGAAAAUGUAUCUGAGAUUGGGAAGUGUUGUUUUUAUGGAUGUUCCAACUUGAUGUUAUUUCGAAUUCCAAUUAAUAUCGCUCAAAUAUGUGAUUCUUGUUUCAGUUACUGCUCCAAAUUGAGUCACAUCGAUAUACCAAACACCGUUUCUCAAAUUGGCAAAUGCUGUUUUUAUGGAUGUGCAAAUGUAAGUUCACUCAGAAUCCCACAGAAUGUGACUGAAAUUGGAUGUGCAUGUUUCUAUGGGUGUGUAAAUCUGAAUAAUAUUCGUAUCCCAAAAAAUACAAUAAAAAUUGGCGACUUUUGCUUUGGCAAUUGUCCUAAGCUACGUACAAUUUAUAUACCAAAAACAACCAAAUACAACGAGUUCUGUUUUUAUGGAGUGCCUAAUACAACUUCAGCCAAAAUUAUAAAAUACGACUCAAAACCAAGAUGCGUCAGUGUGUUAUGA
This is a messenger RNA of Entamoeba invadens IP1, 816 nucleotides long. RefSeq lists its product as hypothetical. The coding region runs from base 1 to 816 and encodes 271 amino acids. The record is from RefSeq and is a predicted model, not a curated record. Lineage: Eukaryota; Evosea; Mastigamoebida; Endamoebidae. The transcript has a single exon.